AAUAUUUAAAUAUGGCGAUCUGACCUAACCAAACAGCAUUAGGAUUGCUGUGGAGCUAUCGGAUCACUCCAAUUUCCCAACCACGACUGUUUUAGAAGACCGUGGACUUACCUAAUCGGAAAAAAAUCAAAAUAUAACUUUCAAGUGUCCAAAUUGAACAAAAUGAGUUCUUUAGUUAGACUUGCUCAAGUUACAAAGAGAAUCGUUCGGCCGAUUCCAUUAAUUCAACGUCAUAUAUCAACCUCUAAAAAAAAUCAAGAAGUGUGCGUUACUAAUACGGAACUAACUGAACAUGAACCACAAAAACGCAACUGGCAAUCAUAUGGCUUUGAAAAAGAUAACGAAACAGAAGACUUGAAUGCUAUGCACGCAACUGGUUUUUUUUCAAUCACUUUAUGUAUAGUAGGUGGUAUAUUUAUGUUUGCAUAUAUGCCGGAUUACAAUUAUAAGAAUUGGGCAGAAAGAGAAGCUUUUCUUGAACUGAGAAGAAGAGAAGACCAAGGCUUACCACUCAUUGACCCUAAUUACAUACACCCAAGUUUGAUACAACUACCCACCGAAGAAGAAUUAGGUGAUACAGAAAUAGUGAUUUAAUAUUAUUGGUAUCAUAAUGUUAUAAAAUUACCAAUUUUCAUGUUUAGAGAAUAAAAUAAGAUAAUUUUCAAUAAAAAGAAACCAAAUGUUU
Molecule: messenger RNA, 685 nt
Organism: Rhopalosiphum maidis (corn leaf aphid)
Lineage: Eukaryota; Metazoa; Arthropoda; Insecta; Hemiptera; Aphididae
Gene: NP15.6
Product: NADH dehydrogenase [ubiquinone] 1 beta subcomplex subunit 11, mitochondrial
Exons: 3
Coding region: 163-594 (143 amino acids)
Source: RefSeq, a predicted model, not a curated record